AUGCACAUCGCCCUGCUGGACGUCGACGUCCCCGUGCCAACCGUCUACCGCGCCCGCGGCCUGUACUCGUCGCAAUUCCGCCAUCUGCUGGAACACGCCGCGGCACGCCUCAACCGUUCCGCAUCGCGGGGCAUCUCCCUCUUCUGCUCCUCCUACGACGUCGUCGGCGGCGCUCUACCGCCGCUCGCCAGCCUGCGCACUGCGCCUGAUCCCAGCGACCCCGAUGUAAACCCGGGAAACCCUCUCGCCCGCCCGAUCGACGCCAUCCUGAUCACCGGCGCCGCGGCCGCCGCUACGACGUCGACGCCCACGCUGGAUCGCCCCGCUGCAGUCCUUCAUCCAGACCGUCUACACGGACUACCCGCACGUCAAGCUGUUCGGCUCGUGCUUCGGGCACCAGAUCAUCGCGCAGGCACUGCUCUCGCCCGCCUUUGCGGGGCAUGA
This is a messenger RNA of Aspergillus terreus NIH2624, 444 nucleotides long. RefSeq lists its product as uncharacterized. The transcript has a single exon. NCBI's taxonomy places the organism in Eukaryota, Fungi, Ascomycota, Eurotiomycetes, Eurotiales, Aspergillaceae. The coding region runs from base 1 to 444 and encodes 147 amino acids. The record is from RefSeq and is a predicted model, not a curated record.